Messenger RNA from Mucor mucedo, 2848 nucleotides. RefSeq names its product PRP1 splicing factor, N-terminal-domain-containing protein. Gene Ontology annotation, cellular component: U4/U6 x U5 tri-snRNP complex; catalytic step 2 spliceosome. The transcript has 2 exons. The record is from RefSeq and is a predicted model, not a curated record. The annotation marks the transcript as partial. NCBI's taxonomy places the organism in Eukaryota, Fungi, Mucoromycota, Mucoromycetes, Mucorales, Mucoraceae. Gene Ontology annotation, molecular function: protein binding. Gene Ontology annotation, biological process: mRNA splicing, via spliceosome; spliceosomal tri-snRNP complex assembly.
CAAUGUUUGGUGUUAAAGAUUUCGUAGGAAAACCAGCACCACCUAAUUAUGUUGCAGGUUUAGGCCGUGGUGCUACAGGCUUCACAACACGAUCGGAUAUCGGUCCCGCCAGAGAAUCAGGAGGAGAAGCUGAUCCAGCCAAAACAGUGGCUAAAGAGGGUGACGAUGAAGAAGAAAGAUAUCAAGAUCCGGACAAUGAGGUUGGAUUAUUUUCGUCUGCACCAUACGAAGAAGACGAUGAAGAAGCCGAUCGCGUGUGGGACAUGAUUGAUGCCAAAAUGGACGAACGUCGUAAAGCCCGUCGUGAAGCCCGUGAACGAGAAGAAUUAGCCCGUUAUAGAUUGGAGCGACCCAAGAUCUCUCAACAAUUUGCUGAUUUAAAGCGUCAAUUAUCUUCCAUUGACGAUGCCGAAUGGGCCGCCAUUCCUGAAGUCGGUGACCUCGUUGGCAAAAACCGUCGUCGUAAUAAAGCCCCCGAGCGAUUUACCCCUAUGCCAGAUUCAAUUAUUGCCGCAGCAAGGGAUAAAUCUCAAUACGAAACCGCAUUAGACGCUACUGAACAGAAAUUAGGUGGCAUCGUAUCUUCCGCUGCUGCCAGUAGUAAUGAUAUGAUGACCAAUUUCAGAGAAAUCGGUCAAGCAAGAGAUAAAGUGUUGGGCCUCAAAUUGGAUCAAGUGUCAGAUUCGGUUUCUGGAAAAACCACUAUUGAUCCCAAGGGAUAUUUAACCGAUUUAAACAGUGUCGUUGUCAAGAGUGAUGCCGAAAUCGGUGAUUUGAAAAAGGCCAGAUUAUUACUCAAUUCAGUCAUUACCACCAACCCUAAACAUGCACCAGGUUGGAUCGCUGCUGCUCGCCUGGAAGAAGUAGCGGGAAGAAUCGUACACGCUAGAAAUAUCAUUGCAAAGGGUUGUGAACAAUGUCCCAAGAGCGAGGAUGUUUGGUUAGAAUCUGCCAGAUUAAACACUACAGAUAACGCAAAGAUCAUUUUGGGUGACGCUGUGCGUCAUUUGCCCCAAUCUGUCAAAAUCUGGUUGAAAGCAGUUUCGCUCGAAUCAGACAACAAGGCCAAAAAGAAGGUAUUGCGUCGUGCCCUUGAAUUCAUUCCAAACUCUGUCAGUUUAUGGCGUGCUGCUAUUAAUUUAGAGGAAAAUCCCGAGGAUGCCAAAGUCUUAUUGUCUCGUGCCGUCGAAUUGGUGCCACUCAGUGUUGAUCUUUGGCUUGCAUUGGCUCGUUUAGAAACCUACAAGAAUGCACAAACUGUCUUAAAUAAAGCCCGUGCUGCCAUCCCCUCCAGUCAUGAAAUUUGGAUUGCCGCUGCCAGAUUGCAAGAAGAACAUGGUAAACCUGAAAUGGUGGAUAAGAUCAUCACAUUGGCCGCAAAAGCCCUGUCACAAUCGGGUGCUUUAUUGGAUCGUGAACAGUGGAUCGAAGAAGCCGAAAAGUGCGAAAAGAAUGGAUCUGUCUUGACUUGCCAAGCCAUUGUGCGUGCUACCAUUGGUAUGGGUAUUGAAGAAGAGGAUCGCAAAUCCACAUGGAUGGAGGAUGCAGAAAGCUGUAUUGCUCAUGGGGCUAUUGAAACUGCGCGUGCCAUUUAUGCUCAUGCACUAAAAGAGUUUCCCGGCAAAGCAUCUAUUUGGCAGCAAGCUGCUUAUCUCGAAAAAUCACACGGCACACCGGCGAGUGUGGAGGAAUUAUUACAACGUGCUGUCAAAUACUGUCCUCAAGCUGAAGUGCUUUGGUUGAUGGGAGCCAAAGAAAAAUGGUUGGCAGGGGAUGUCGAAAGUGCACGUACAAUUUUGGAAGAAGCAUUCCGUGCUAACCCCAACAGUGAACAAAUUUGGUUGGCCGCUGUUAAGGUCGAAAGUGAAAAUGACGAAUAUGACCGUGCCCGUAAAUUGUUGGAAUUGGCAAGAAAGGAAUCAGGCACAGAGCGUGUGUGGAUGAAAUCCGUCAUGUUGGAAAGACAGAUGCAUAACUACGAGGCGUGCAAUACCUUGUUGGACGAGGCAUUACAAAAGUUUCCUACAUUUGAUAAGCUCUGGAUGAUCAAGGGCCAGAUCGAAGAUUCUUUGGGUAAUUCUCCCAGAGCGCGUGAAAUUUAUAACCAAGCUGUCAAGAGCUGUCCUAAGAGUGUGACUCUUUGGAUUCUGUUGGCUUUAUUAGAAGAGAAACUGGGAAUGGUCACAAAGGCUCGUGCCUCUCUAGAAAAAGCCCGUUUCAUCAAUCCUAAGAGUCCAGAACUUUGGGUACAGGCUAUUCGUAUAGAAAAACGUAAUAAUAACAUAAGUGUGGCCAAGUCAUUGGCUUCUAAAGCUUUGCAAGAAUGCCCUACUUCAGGCGUAAUUUGGACCGAAGUAAUCUUUAUGGAGGCAAGACCUCAAAGAAAGGCGCGUGGUGUGGAUGCUUUAAAGAAGUGUGAACAUGAUCCAGUCGUCAUCACAGCGGUUGCGCGAUUAUUCUGGGCUGACCGUAAAAUUGAAAAGGCAAGAAACUGGUUCCAAAAGGCGAUACAGAACGACUCGGAUCAUGGCGAUUCAUUUGCCUGGUGGUAUAAAUUCGAAUUACAGCACGGCACAAAGGAGCAACAGGACCUUGUCGUGAAACGAUGUGUGAUGGCAGAACCUCGUCAUGGUGAAUAUUGGCAAGCGGUUGCAAAAGAUGUAUCUAAUGUGGGUAAAAAGACCGAGGAAAUCUUGAAACUUUGUGCUGCUACAUUGCAACAAGAAAAAUAAUGUAAAAAAAUAAAGUAACCAAAACUGUGCAUAUUUCAUUGGUAGAUCUUCAUGUAACAUUGGAUGGUGAUACAACCUUUUUAUUAUUAUUUCUGAAUGAUAAGUUUAUUUUUGGC